GAAACCACGACCUCCACGACCCAGCUCGGUUUUCUGAAAUAUGUGAAUGAAUCGAAGUUCCAGAAACAGUGACAGUAUUUAUCAUAAUGAGUCUUGUUCAGUCAGAGUGAUAAACGAGAGACAUAAUGCAGCAUCAUUAUGACAUCCAAAUCUAAACGUCAGCCUGUGAUGUGCUCAGAUUCAGACAGGAGAUAUUCAGAAGCUGUGGAGGCCCUUAUGUCUAUGAAGAUCCAGCAGGAAAUGGCUGGAAAUGACCAGCAGAGGGAGUUUCGGCCCCUGACACCGUCCUCUGAUGUCUGUGAAGAUCCAGUCACUGCUGAUUUACACCAGCCCACCUUUGUAACGUCAUGCAUGACUCCACCGUACAGCCCCGACUGCGAGCCGCACUUUGGGUCAAGGGUCACGGCUUCACCCGAGGCUCGAUCUCAAGCGGUCAGCGUGAUUCGGCACACGUCAGACGCAGACCGUGACUCAGCCAUAAACCCUCAUCCCCCAUCAGCCCCCGCUGCUGCAUCGGUGUCUGAUUCUCCUGCUGGAAACUCGCCAGCGCUUUCAGUCUUCCAGAUGCUUCCAGUGACCUGCAGCCCUCCUCCGGCGUCUGUGCUGUUUGUGGCCAAAGCUUCAGUCGUGGUGAUUCUGCCCCCUAAACAAACAGCCACAGCGCCUUCAUGCGGUUUGAAGUUUACCGCCAUCGCUCCCGCUCCAGCCAGCGAAUCGUCCGCAAACAGACCCGCGUCUAGAGCCGUCCCGUCGCGGCCCCGCGAUCACGUCUGCACUCAUCCCGACUGUGGGAAAACAUACUUCAAAAGCUCCCACCUGAAAGCACACCUGAGAACACACACAGGUGAGAAGCCAUUCAGAUGUUGCUGGGACGGCUGCUUUCGCCGUUUUGCCAGGUCUGAUGAACUGUCUCGUCAUCGGCGCACACACACAGGAGAGAAACGUUUCUCCUGCCCCAUUUGCCACAGCCGCUUUGUGCGCAGCGACCACCUGGCAAAACACGCACGCCGACAUCUAACAGCCCGGAGAAUGCCAGUGUGGCAGAAGGAGGUUUAUCGUCUUAACAGCAUCAACGCUGUGUGUCACAGCCUACAUCCUUUGGCACCCAAAACUGAGAGCUGACAGAGAGCUCUACUUAUCUCUACUUGUUUAUAUAUAUAUAUAUAUAUAUAUAUAUAUAUACACACUGCUGUUACAAAGUAUGGAACCAUUAGGAUCUUUUAAUGUUUUGAAAGAAGUCUCAUCAAUUCUGCAUUUCUUUGAUCAAAAAUACAAUAAUAAUUCUGAGAUAUUUUUACAAUUUAAAAUAGCUGUUUUCCAUGUGAAUACAUGUUAAAAUGUAAUUUAUUUCUGUUAUCAGAGGUGAAUUUUCAGCAUCAUUACUCCAGUCUUCUGUCACAUGAUCUUUCAGAAAUCAUUCUAAUAUGCUGAUUUGCUGCUCAACAAACAUUUUUGAUUAUUAUUAUGUUGAAAACAGUUGUGCUACUUCAUAUUUGUGUAGGAACAGUGAUACAUUUUAUUUUCAAGAUUUCAUGUUCAAAAGAACUUAAGACUGAAAUAAAUUACAUUUUAACAUAUUGACAAAAAACAACUAUUUUAACUUGUAAUAAUGUUUCACAGUAGUAUUUCAGAAAUCAUUCUAAAAUGCUGAAUUUGCUGCUCAAGAAACACUUCUUAUCAUCGGUGUUAUCUUAGUAAAUGUUGAAAUUAACAUUAAUGUUAAAAAAGAUCAAAAGCUGUUUCUGGUUUGGACUUGAACUAACAUGAACAAACAAUGAACAUUUUAUUAUUUAAUGUUAAAAUUCUGCAACAAAUGUAUUGUUAGUUAAUGCAUUAACUAACGGGCCAUUAUUAUUAAGUACUACUUUGUUAGUUUCUGCCAUCAUAUUGGACAGUUGGAAUGUUUUGCAUAUAUAAAUAAAUAAGAACCUUUUUUAAA
Labeo rohita (rohu) is the source of this 1939-nucleotide messenger RNA. It is a transcript of the gene klf10, whose product is annotated as Kruppel-like factor 10. The record is from RefSeq and is a predicted model, not a curated record. NCBI's taxonomy places the organism in Eukaryota, Metazoa, Chordata, Actinopteri, Cypriniformes, Cyprinidae. The transcript is spliced from 4 exons. Gene Ontology annotation, biological process: regulation of transcription by RNA polymerase II. The coding region runs from base 139 to 1122 and encodes 327 amino acids. Gene Ontology annotation, molecular function: DNA-binding transcription factor activity, RNA polymerase II-specific; RNA polymerase II cis-regulatory region sequence-specific DNA binding.